Molecule: messenger RNA, 1924 nt
Organism: Cyprinodon variegatus (sheepshead minnow)
Lineage: Eukaryota; Metazoa; Chordata; Actinopteri; Cyprinodontiformes; Cyprinodontidae
Gene: desma
Product: desmin-like
Exons: 10
Coding region: 88-1500 (470 amino acids)
Biological process (GO): skeletal muscle organ development
Cellular component (GO): cell-cell junction; sarcolemma; Z disc
Source: RefSeq, a predicted model, not a curated record
UCUUCCAGUUGCCUGGUGGGACGGUUGGGUCUCAGCUUCUGAAACAGCUUCCUUAAACCAACAAGCCAACCAAGCUGUAAAGCAACCAUGAGCAAGUCCUACGCCUCCUCAGCCCAGAGCGCCUCAUCCUACCGCCGAACCUUUGGUUCUGGUGUUGGUUCAUCACCAAUGUCAUCCCUCUAUUCCUCAGGAGGAGGUCGAAGCUCUGCUUCCAGUCAUAUGUCUUCCAGAGUCUAUGAGGUCAAGAGUACCGCUGUCCCCUCCUUCUCCAGCUUCAGAGCCGGGGGAGCAGGAUUCGGUUCCUCUACAGCCAUGCGUACCUACAGUGGUGAGAAGCUCGACUUCAACCUAGCAGAUGCCAUGAACCAAGACUUCCUCAACACAAGGACCAAUGAGAAGGCCGAACUUCAGCACCUCAAUGACCGCUUUGCCAGCUACAUCGAGAAGGUACGAUUCCUGGAGCAGCAGAAUGCUGCAUUGACCAUGGAGAUUGAGAAGCUGAGGGUUCGAGAGGGGCCUGGCCGUGUGGCUGAGCUGUACGAGGAGGAAAUGAGGGAGCUGAGGAGGCAGAUUGAGGCCCUCACCAACCAACGUGCCAGGGUGGAAGUAGAGAGGGACAACCUAGCAGAUGAUCUGCAGAAACUAAAGCUCAGACUUCAAGAAGAGAUUCACCAGAAGGAAGAGGCUGAGAACAACCUGUCUGCAUUUAGAGCUGAUGUUGACAGUGCAACUCUGGCCAGGCUGGACCUGGAGAGACGCAUAGAGAGCUUGCAGGAGGAGAUUGCCUUCCUCAAGAAAAUCCAUGAGGAGGAGAUCAGAGAGCUGCAGAACCAGAUGCAGGACACUCAGGUCCAGGUCCAGAUGGACAUGUCCAAGCCUGACCUGACUGCUGCCCUCAGGGACAUCCGCAUGCAGUACGAAGCCAUCGCUGCAAAGAACAUUGCAGAGGCUGAAGAAUGGUACAAGUCUAAGGUGUCUGAUCUGAACCAAGCUGUGAACAAGAACAACGAUGCUCUGCGCCAGGCCAAGCAGGAAACCAUGGAAUACCGUCACCAGAUCCAGUCCUACACCUGUGAAAUUGACUCUCUUAAGGGCACCAACGAGUCUCUGCUGCGCCAGAUGAGGGAAAUGGAGGAUCGGAUGGGCCGAGAAGCCUCCGGUUUCCAGGAUACCAUUUCAAAGCUGGAGGCAGACAUUGCCAAGAUGAAGGAUGAUAUGGCUCGCCACCUGAGGGAGUACCAGGAUCUCCUCAAUGUGAAGAUGGCCCUUGACAUUGAAAUUGCCACCUAUCGCAAGUUGCUGGAGGGAGAGGAGAGCAGGAUCACCACCACCAUGCCUGUCCAGUCUGCCUAUUCCUCCAUUGGAUUCAGAGAGACCAGUCCUGAGUCCCAGCGAGGAUCUGAGGUUCACUCCAAGAAAACUGUUGUCAUCAAGACGAUUGAGACCCGUGAUGGAGAGGUCGUCAGCGAGUCAACACAGCAUCAGCAGGACAUCAUGUAAAGAGGCAACAUGAAAUGAGAAAUAAAAAUGAACAAAUAUCUAAGUCGUUUCCUACAUUACAAUUAGAAGAGAUGAGCUGAGCCAAUGUUUAUAAACAUGAAGAGUAUGAUUAUAAUAACAAUCUUCACUAACAUCAUGGCAUAGAAGCUGGCAUGGUGGCCUUAGUCUGGUUUUAAAGGAAGGGCAUUCCAGGAUUUGAAACUUUUUUUAGCAUCACUUUCUUCUUCAGAAGAGCAUCAAUGUAAACAGAAUGUUGUUGUUUAGCACCAAGGAUGGACAUUAUUGAGGCUCAAGACAGAUCAAUGAGUCAGUAACAGUGUGGUUAAAUGUCAAACUGAAAGGUAUCCAGAAGUUUAUUUGUGCACAAGUACAAGCAUAUGGUAAAUUAGUUACUUUUUUUGUUACUAAUUUAAGGGAUGUGUCA